Messenger RNA from Pyricularia oryzae 70-15, 2171 nucleotides. RefSeq names its product quinate permease. Gene Ontology annotation, molecular function: carbohydrate:proton symporter activity. Gene Ontology annotation, biological process: transmembrane transport; carbohydrate transport. Gene Ontology annotation, cellular component: membrane. Bases 309 to 1958 code for a protein of 549 amino acids. The transcript has 5 exons. The record is from RefSeq and is a predicted model, not a curated record. NCBI's taxonomy places the organism in Eukaryota, Fungi, Ascomycota, Sordariomycetes, Magnaporthales, Pyriculariaceae.
CAGAAUCUAGGGUCCAUUUGCAGCGAAACAACGGUCCGCGAUCAGGUUUACCCUUUUAUAUCAAGGACGCAACCCAGCCACACCUCGUGGUUUUUUGGCUCUCUUUCAUCUCUUCUUUGGGUUUCUUAAUCAUUUCUUUCCUCGCCGUUCAGACGUUUGCUCAUCUGGACGCAUCCCAGUCUUUUUAUACCCAUCCUUUGUUGCCCAAGGCGUGGCCCCAAAAAGUCGUCCUAUCAAUAAAACAAAAGAAAGACAGGCAAACACACCACAAAAAAGUCAAGACAAACCCCAGAGAGGGCGGCAUCAUCAUGACGCUCCUCGCACUCAAGGAGGACCGGCCGACGCCCAAGGCCGUCUACAACUGGCGCGUGUACCUCUGCGCGUCCAUCGCGUCCUUUGCGUCGUGCACCAUCGGCUACGACUCUGCCUUUAUCGGCACGACGUUGGCGCUGCCGUCCUUUACCGAUGAGUUCCAGUUCGCCUCGUACUCGGCGUCGGACCUGGCGCUGCUCAAGGCCAACAUCGUGUCGCUGUACCAGGCCGGCGCGUUCUUUGGCAGCUUGUUCGCCUACGUCUCGAGUUAUUUUCUCGGCAGGAAGAAGAGCUUGAUGAUGUUUUCUCUCAUCUUCAUGGUCGGUGCCAGUCUCAUGCUUGGCGCGACCAGGGAGAGGGGUCUGGGGCUGAUUUUGGGGGGAAGAGUCUUGGCUGGUCUUGGUAUCGGCGGCAUGAGUAACAUGACACCUAUCUACAUCUCAGAGCUCUCACCUCCGGCCGUCCGCGGUCGUCUCGUCGGAAUAUACGAGCUCGGCUGGCAGAUCGGCGGCCUGGUCGGGUUCUGGAUCAACUACGGCGUCAACAGCACCCUCCCGCCGUCGCACUCGCAGUGGCUGAUCCCCUUUGCGGUGCAGCUCAUCCCCGGCGGCAUGCUCCUCCUCGGCGCCAUCUACAUCCCCGAGUCGCCGCGGUGGCUGUUUGAAAAGGGCCAGCGCGAAAAGGCCAUCAAGGUCCUGUCCUGGAUGCGCAACCUGGAGCCGGACCACCAGUACAUCGUCGAGGAGAUCUCGUACAUUGACGAGGGCCUCGAGCAGCAGCGCCGCGAGAUCGGCGCCGGUUUCUGGAAGCCCUUUGCCGCCCUCAAGGCCAGGCGCGUGCAGUGGCGCUUCAUCCUCGGCGGCCUGCUCUUCAUGUGGCAGAACGGGUCCGGCAUCAACGCCAUCAACUACUACAGCCCGACCGUGUUCCAGAGCCUGGGCAUCACCGGUACCAACACUGGCUUCCUGACCACGGGUCUCUUUGGUGUGGUCAAGACGGUCCUGACUGUCAUCUGGCUCAUGUGGAUGAUUGACCACUGGGGUCGUCGCCCGCUUUUGAUCAUGGGUGGUAUCGGUGGUGGUGCUUGCAUGUGGUUCAUUGGUGCCUACAUCAAGAUCGCCCAGCCGGAAAAGAACCCCAACUCGGGUGGUCUGCCGCCAGGUGGUAUCGCCGCCAUCUUUUUCUUUUACCUGUGGACUGCCUUUUACACUCCUUCGUGGAACGGCACUCCCUGGGUCAUCAACUCGGAGAUGUUUGACCAGAACACUCGCUCCCUCGGCCAGGCCAACGCCGCCGCCAACAACUGGUUCUGGAACUUUAUCAUCUCGCGCUUCACCCCCACCAUGUUUGAGGAGUGGGGCUACGGCGUCUACUUCUUCUUCGCGUCGCUCAUGUUCGUCUCGGUCGUCUUCAUCUUCUUCCUGGUGCCCGAGACCAAGUCGAUCCCGCUCGAGAAGAUGGACCGCCUGUUCGAGAUCCGGCCCGUCCACCGCGCAAACGCCACCGUCAUGUCGGAGCUGGGCCACCACUCGGACGGAAGCGCGCCCGUGCUCGGAGGCGAGCCCGAGAAGGGCGAGGCGGGCAUCGUGGAGGACGGCCAGGUCACGCCGCCGCCUACGUACGCCCGCAAGGAUGGUGUUGCGUAAGGUGGGGAGUGCAAGAGUGUUUGCUUUGAGUGGCGAAUGCGAGGGUGGCAUGUGUAUUUUUUUUUCUUCUUCUUUUGGUUUCGUCACUGUAAUCAUCGCAAGUUGUUGCGUUGCUAUAGCGUGAAAAGAAUAUUCCCUACGGUGGAGUAGCUGGGCUGGAAGCGCUAGUCAUUUUAUACCCUGAAAUACUGAAAUAACAAUAAUGGUGCCAGG